AUGGGAAACGAAGGAGAAACACCAAAAAGCACUGCGGCAGCGUCUAUUUGCUCAGCGAUCCAACAACCGGCGGCCAUGCGCGAGGACGGCAACAUCGCGCUCAAUUGGCGAGAAUGGAAAUCAUCGUUCGAUUAUUAUCUUAGUGCGUUGGGAAAGGACACCGCUCCCGCUAAGGAGAAAUGUGCAUCAUUUCUUCAUGUUAUUGGGAGAUAUGGACGUGAAAUUUUUGAAGAACUAGAUUUGAGUGAGAUUUUGAAGAUAGAUUACGAAAAGGCAGGCAAGCAGGCGGAGAGGUGCGGGCGCGCCGAUCAGGCUGCGCCGGCGUCGACGUCCGCCGAUCCGGCGCUGGAUGAGUUAGGAGCGGGAGCGCGUGGCCGCGGUCGGUACACCGCGCGCCGCCUGCCGCAGCGAUAUCAACCACGACCGCAGCGAGCAUACAAGUUGGAUUACGGUGAUGGAAGACAUCCGACCGCCACCGAUCACAUCUUCACAGGUGAUAUUACCUUCUCAGUUAAGAGGACAACAAUCACCAGCACCGUCGGCUGG
This is a messenger RNA of Iphiclides podalirius (scarce swallowtail), 546 nucleotides long. The record is from the annotation of a GenBank genome assembly. NCBI's taxonomy places the organism in Eukaryota, Metazoa, Arthropoda, Insecta, Lepidoptera, Papilionidae.